AUGGAUGUACAAAAUGUAAAUAGGGGAAAUGUCUUGAAUGUGCAACACCAGGAUGGUAUAUUGAUAAUACUAUAAAGAAUAAUGUGGUGAUUAUAUGACAGUUGGAUGAGAAUUACGUAAUUCUCAAUAUAUUUUACCAUAUAAAGGAUGUUAAAAUUGUUAAGCAAAAUGAUGAUCAUCAUGUUUAUAAUGUGAUACUAUAACUUCAUUGGAAUGUUUACUUUGUGAAACUGGUUAUAUUUUAAUUGAUCAUUUAUGCUACUCUAUUUCUCGAGAUGAAAUAAUUACAAUUGAAGAAGAUUGUGAUGAUGCAAAUCUAAUAUAUGGAGAAGGAUGUCAUUUCUGCUAAUUUAGUUGUUUAGAUUCCUGUUUAUUAUGUAUCUAAGGUUAUUGUCAUGAAUAUUAAGAUCAACACUUACUUUUAUUAUAAAUAGCUUAAAUUAUAUUACGAUAUUAAUUGCAUUCAUAUUAACAUUUAUUAAUUGCUAUUUAGGUGGUCAAGAUUUUACUAAAUUUUUUAAUUUUAAAAAGAGUUCACAAAUAACUCGAAUAAUUCUAUGGACAACUUUAUAUCUGAGAAUAAAUUACAAAACCAAGAUUUAGUCAAAAACUGUUUUUUUAACCAAAUUACUUAUUCCAAUAUAUGA
Paramecium sonneborni is the source of this 647-nucleotide messenger RNA. The record is from the annotation of a GenBank genome assembly. NCBI's taxonomy places the organism in Eukaryota, Ciliophora, Oligohymenophorea, Peniculida, Parameciidae.